AUGAAGCUGCUAAGCGGAGCCGGGUCCUUCGCGAGAUUUUAUUCCCUCAAAGUUGCUCCCAAACUGAAAGCCUCGGCUGCCCCUGCAGGAGCGCCCGUCCAGCCUCAGGACCUCGAGUUCACCAAAUUGCCAAAUGGCUUGGUGAUUGCGUCUCUGGAAAACUAUGCUCCUGCAUCAAGAAUCGGUUUGUUCAUUAAAGCUGGCAGUAGGUACGAGGACUCUAACAACUUGGGGACCUCUCACUUGCUUCGUCUUGCGUCGAGUCUGACUACAAAAGGAGCGUCAUCUUUUAAGAUAACCCGUGGAAUCGAAGCAGUUGGUGGUAAAUUAAGUGUGACCUCGACCAGAGAAAACAUGGCCUACACUGCGGAGUGCCUGCGGGAUGACAUCGAGAUUCUGAUGGAGUUCCUGCUCAAUGUCACCACGGCGCCCGAGUUCCGCCGCUGGGAGGUGGCUGCCCUGCAGGCUCAGCUGAGGGUUGACAAAGCUGUGGCUCUUCAGAACCCACAGGCUCGUAUCAUUGAAAAUCUGCAUGCUGCAGCUUACCGAAAUGCCUUAGCCAAUUCCUUGUAUUGUCCUGAUUAUCGGAUCGGGAAAGUGACACCAGAUGAGUUACAUCAGUAUGUUCAGAACCAUUUUACAAGUGCAAGAAUGGCUUUGGUUGGACUUGGUGUGAGUCAUGCUGUGCUGAAGCAAGUUGCUGAGCGGUUUCUGAACAUGCGGGGUGGGCUCGGCCUGUCAGGUGCAAAGGCCAGGUACCGUGGAGGUGAGAUUCGGGAGCAGAAUGGGGACAGUCUUGUUCACGCUGCCUUGGUGGCAGAGAGUGCCGCCACAGGAAGCGCAGAGGCAAAUGCGUUCAGUGUUCUCCAGCAUGUCCUGGGCGCCGGGCCCCAUGUCAAGCGGGGCAGCAACGCCACCAACUCUCUGUACCAGGCUGUUGCCAAGGGGAUGAACCAGCCAUUUGACGUUUCUGCUUUCAAUGCCAGUUACUCGGAUUCUGGACUCUUUGGGAUUUAUACUAUCUCGCAGGCUGCAGCUGCUGGAGAUGUUAUCAAGGCUGCCUACAACCAAGUCAAAGCAAUUGCUCAAGGAAACCUUUCCAGCACAGAUGUCCAGGUUGCCAAGAACAAGCUGAAAGCUGGGUACCUGAUGUCGGUGGAGUCUUCGGGAGGUUUCCUGGACGAAAUCGGGUCGCAGGCUCUCGUUGCUGGCUCCUACGUGGCACCGCCCGCAGCCCUUCAGCAGAUUGACUCAGUAGCGGACAGUGACGUCAUAAGCGCUGCAAAGAAGUUUGUUUCUGGCAAGAAGUCAAUGGCAGCGAGCGGAAAUUUGGGGCAUACACCUUUUGUGGAUGAGCUAUAA
This is a messenger RNA of Pipistrellus nathusii (Nathusius's pipistrelle), 1362 nucleotides long. The record is from the annotation of a GenBank genome assembly. NCBI's taxonomy places the organism in Eukaryota, Metazoa, Chordata, Mammalia, Chiroptera, Vespertilionidae.